Molecule: messenger RNA, 2883 nt
Organism: Ostreococcus tauri
Lineage: Eukaryota; Viridiplantae; Chlorophyta; Mamiellophyceae; Mamiellales; Bathycoccaceae
Product: Tetratricopeptide repeat-containing domain
Exons: 1
Coding region: 1-2883 (960 amino acids)
Biological process (GO): peptidyl-arginine methylation
Molecular function (GO): protein-arginine omega-N monomethyltransferase activity; protein binding
Source: RefSeq, a predicted model, not a curated record
AUGGCGACGACGACGGAUGAGCGACAGCGUUAUCGCGUGCGCGCGGACACGGAGGGGGCGCGCGCGGCGAUGAAGUCGCUCGGCGUCGACGUGAGCGCACUGGACGAGGACGCGGUGGCGCGCGCGGUGGAUUUAGCCAAGCGGCGAGGGAACGAGGCGUUCGGACGACGGGAGUACGCGCGCGCGAUCGAGGCUUACACGACGGCGAUCGCGGGGUGCGAUUGGGAUCGGACGCUGUACGCGAAUCGGUCGGCGGCGGCGCUGGCGAUCGGCUUGGUGGAGGACGCGCUGCGGGACGCGGCGACGUGCGUCAAGAUAGACGAGAUGUGGGCAAAGGGAUGGUAUCGGCUCGGAUGCGCGCUCAUGGCGGCAUUCGAGAGCGUGAAGGCGCACGGUGCAUUCGCGAAGGGGCUGGAACUCGCACCGGAGAGCGUGGACAUGAGAGAUCGUCUCGAGGAGGCGCGCGCGGCGGCUGAAGACGAGCUCGAGAGAAUCGCUUUGGAGACACUCGCGGUGAGGAGGGACUUGGCGUAUAAGCUUCGAGAGGCGCGGGCGCAGGAUCGUCGAACGGAGAUUGAGAAUCAGUGGAAACAGACUAUGAAUGGACCAGACUGGGAUAUUGAAGAUUAUGAGUGGCGGCCGACGUUUCUUCCUCAGAUGUGUUUACGUAAAAUCGACGCGAGCCGAUUCCAGGAGGACCCAGGGCGAUUGAACGUCAUCAACUACGCGAUGUCACUCGCUGAUCUCGCGGCGCCGAAGAGAUCUUUAAAGAUACUGGAUGACACCAUACGCAUGGCGGCUUAUAAUGACGCGAUUGAGCUAACCGUUGGCGAUACUGAGACACUGAACUCUACUCUAGUCAUCUCCGCCGGCGGCGGCGUCUUACCUCUCAUCGCCGCCAGAGCGGGAUCGAAAAAAGUAUUCGCCAUUGAGAGGAACAGGUAUUUAUAUCGCAUGGCGAAGCAGAUUUUGAAAUCAAAUGCGGACAAAUUUGCAAAGGAUACGAUUGGUUUGCUGGAUCAGAAGCUUCAGGCGUGUUCACUCGCGAAAGCGGAUGACGAUUCGAGCGUCCGUGGGCCUCAACUCUUGACGCAGCCCUCCGAGCUGAUUGUGACCGAUUUGUUUGAUCAUGGUGCGUUUGGUCUGGGAUUGUUGAGGGCUGUGGAUCACGUGGGGGAGAAAAAGUUGGCGACACCUGAUGCACGCAUUAUUCCGUCUCGAGUUCGAGUCAAGGCACAACUCAUAGCACUUCGAUUGGAUCGUGUGAGUGGAUUUGAUUUAACCGCACUGAAUGCGUACAGGUGGCAUCCUCAGGCUUCCAAGCAAGAUUUAUACUCCGAACCACACGUGGUGCUCUCAGAUCCCUUUGAUGUCUCGGACAUUGACAUACAAGCACGUUUGCAAAAAGCUCUCUCAGCGGAGCAAUGCUCCGAUGGGAUGGAACAAGACGACGUCGUGUACGUCACGGCCAUCAAAGAUGGAUCCUGGAACGCAAUUGCGUACUGGUUCGAGUGUGAGCUUUGUGAUGGCGUCGAGUUGAAGAGUUACGACGUCAGUGGAGACCGCAGUGCCGCAAUGAGCUCCCUGGGCGCCGCGGUGCAAUACUUGGACGAGAUUACAGUCACGCGCAAUCAAUCGAUCGAACUGCGCAUCCAGAGGGACGUCGAUCGUGUGUACUUUUCGUCAACACCUCCGUCUACGCGACCGCGGCACGCGAACAUCGCAAGCUGGCAUUACGACAUGUUGAACGAUGCGUCACGAAACAACGCGUAUGAAGCUGCCAUCAAGCGCGCCAUUGCUCACCGCAAGAAGCAGAAUCUGCGGAACGAAGUCUUAGACGUUGGCGCUGGUAGUGGCUUGUUGUCGAUGUUUGCGAUGCGUGCUGGAGCGGAUCGCGUGUACGCGGCCGAGAUGAGUAAUCACAUGUGUGAUGCGGGCGAAGAAACUGUUUGCAUGAAUGGAUACGGAACGUCCAUCAUGUUUCUGAAUCGCGACGCUCGAAGAUUGUUCACAAAGGAGUCUGAGGGUCUGAUUAAGCACGGCUUGAAGCCCGACGGUGUUAUGCCAGAGAUGGAUCGUAAAUCAGACAUUCUCGUGUACGAGGUAUUCGACAGCGGUCUCAUAGGUGAAGGCGCGCUGCACAUUGUUGGAAUGGCCAAGCAUCGCUUGCUUGCGUCGAAUGCGACAAUCAUACCCAGCUCGGCGACUGUUUACGCCCAACCAAUCCAGCUACGCAUCGAUCAUGUUUCUGGCUUCGACUGCUCACAGGCCAAUCGUUGGCGAUGGCGCAGCGAUUAUGAAGGCAUUAACCUCGAACUUUGCCGAGACAAGUGGAAACCGCUUGCGCCGUGGAAGGAGGUGUUCGACUUUGACUUUAACAACUACAUGGAAAAUUUACAGCCCACUCAACGCGCACUCGAGUUUGAUAUCGACGACGAAGGAGUGUUUAACGCCGUUGCGUUUUGGUUCAAGCUCCAACUCGAUGAAGAAACCGAGCUGACGACGUCACCCCACGUUGGCGCGCAGAAAGGACAGACGUGGCAACAAGCUGUGCAAUACAUUGAGGAGCUCAGAGUCGACGUCGGAGACAAAAUGCCGUUGGUCGCGUCUCAUGACACGUACGGGAUCAAAUUUGAAGUCAAUGACACCGAGUUACAAAAUCGAGUCGCCAAACGCACCGGUGUUCCAGCGUAUGAUCCGCACUGGCACGUCAUGCACGAGCGCAUCGCCGAGGCGUCACAUGCCAUGGCGAAAGCAGUCACACAAAACCCUAUGGUUUACCGAGAGGCCGCGGAAACCGCAGUCGCGCUCGGAAGUCGACCGCAAGACUUCGGUCUCUCCGCCGAGGACGGGGGCGAGUACUGUCUCAAGCUCAUGGGAUAA